This is a messenger RNA of Planococcus citri (citrus mealybug), 1540 nucleotides long. RefSeq names its product leucine carboxyl methyltransferase 1. The record is from RefSeq and is a predicted model, not a curated record. Bases 220 to 1152 code for a protein of 310 amino acids. Gene Ontology annotation, biological process: C-terminal protein methylation. NCBI's taxonomy places the organism in Eukaryota, Metazoa, Arthropoda, Insecta, Hemiptera, Pseudococcidae. Gene Ontology annotation, molecular function: protein C-terminal leucine carboxyl O-methyltransferase activity. The transcript has 5 exons. Gene Ontology annotation, cellular component: cytosol.
GAUAAUUCGCAAUUUCGAUUUCGAAUAAAAAUAUCAAUAUUUAUUCUACCUUACACCUUGAAUUUAUUGCUUUCGAAAAACUACUUACUUUGUGUUCUCACGCCUUCAAAAAUUUCUUAUCGCGUCUUUACAUAAUGUGUAAUUUUAUCUGGUGUUUGUGGAGUAUUUGAUAGUCGCUUUCAGAGUGUAACUAAUCCCAGUUACAAUAUUGACUCGAACAUGGAUUCUAUGGAAGCUGUUCAAGCAACUAACGACGAUGCCAGUGAAUGUAAAAGAUGUGCGGUGGAUUUAAAUUACUGGACUGACAAGUAUAUCCAUUUUUUCGUCCGGCAUUAUGAGAGGAAAGCGCCGGAAAUCAAUAGAGGUUAUUUUGCUCGUUACUCUGGCAUGAAUUCCGUAAUCAAAUCGUUUCUGCAGAGAGUGGGUACGAAAUCGCAGAUUGUUAAUUUGGGAUGUGGAUUUGAUACUAUGUAUUGGAGAUUUAAGGACAACAACAUCAGCCUUGCUAGCAUAAUCGAUGUCGAUUUUCCAGCUGUUACAGCCAAGAAAUGUUUCAGCAUCAAACGUAAUAAAGUAUUAUUAGAUUCGUUACAUUCCAAAGAUGGUGAAAUCAGCUUCAGCGGAACCGAUUUACAUUCGUAUAAUUACCAUAUCAUCGGUGUUGAUUUGAGAAAUAUCAACGACCUCGAGUAUAAGUUACUUCAAAGUGGUAUCGAUUAUAAUCUACCGACGUUAUUUAUCUCAGAAUGUGUGCUCGUUUAUAACGAAUCGAUGCAUAGUCAACGUUUGCUUUUAUGGAUCUCGAGUAAAUUUUCGGAAGCACUAUUCUCCAAUUAUGAACAAAUUAACAUGAGCGAUAGAUUUGGAGAAGUUAUGGCUAAAAAUUUACGAGAACGAGGGUGUACAUUGGCUGGUUUAGAAGCUUGUAAAAAUCUCGACACUCAGAAGCAAAGAUACUUGAAUACUGGUUGGUCUGGAGCUCGUGUAUGGGACAUGAUGCAGAUCUACAUGUCUAUUCCGAUAUCUGAAAGGCAACGUAUCGAAUCGAUUGAAUUUUUAGACGAACAAGAGUUGCUGGUUCAAUUACUUCAGCAUUAUGCUAUCGCAGUUGCCUGGAAAGGCGAUGUAUUUAAGGAUAUAGACAUCACAUAGCAGUCAAUGGAUAUACUGCGAAACGUGUUUCACUCUAUGUCGAUUUUAUAACACGUCGCUUUUAUUCUUUCAUUCUCAAGUUUGAUAACUUUUUGCUUCUGUUUAUUUGUAUCAUGUUGUGUAAGCAAGCUUAUUAUUUUGUACAUUGUGCAUUUUAUUAUUUACUUCCAUCUUUAUUACUACUUCUUUUCUUUUCUUUUUUGUUUUCGUGCCGUAACCUUUCUUCGUACGAGUUCACUAUAAGUUUAUUAUUGUUAUUAAAUUACUUAUGUCAAUUGUCCAGUUAUAUUCACAACUUAUUAACAUUAUUUUUUGUGAAAUGUAACAAAAUCGCGAUUUGUUGUUGUGUGUGAUGUUUUUCAAAUAAACAUUUUCCUUGCAAAGUCAA